UUCCCCCCCGCCGUCCGGGCCUCUGCUUUCCCGCGCAGCGGCGGCUGCGCCACUUCCGCUGCUCGGGCCGCGAUGACUCCCCGGCCCUGGUGGCUGGUGCUCUGGAUGCCUCUCCUGGCCACUCUGCCCGCGGGCGCGGUGCAAGAGGAGGAGGAGGCGGUGAUGACAGCUCCAAUAUGUAAAUCUCUGAAGGAAGCAGACUUCAUUGAAACAUCUACGCCAGACUGUUACUGCUUCAAGCAAGAGCAAAUACAGUGGACAUACAUGUGGUCGACGGUGCAGGUAACCGUCGCCAGUCGAGACCUGCUCAGAUUUGUGUACAUCACAGGAAGUCGCAAUUGCCAGCAUCCGGAAACCAUCCUGUCAUUUGUCAAAUGUGUGAUUUAUAACUUUUGGGCACCAGAGGAGCUUAAGGGACUGAUGAUGGUCUUCAGUCCAUACGGAGAAACCGUAUGCUUCUCCGUGAGGCCCAUCGGGAGUAUGUCGACCUACAUAGUGAGCGUGGACCGAAACACUUUGGAUCUCAGGCUCCUCCUCCUCUUUGUGGCGGGCAUCCUCCUCUUAGUUUCUGCAAAGACCUUGAGCCGAAGCCCUGUUUUCUAUUACUCUUCGGGUACUGUGUUAGGUGUGGUCAUGACCCUAGUGUUUGUCCUUCUGAUGGCUAAGAGACACAUUCCAAAGUAUAGCACGUUUGGGGCGCUAAUGAUUGCUUGUUGGUUUGCUUCAGUUUACGUCGGGUGCCAGCUGACGGAAGACCUGAAGAGGCUGAACAGACUGUACGUAUUAGGCUAUUUCCUGGUUGUUGGGCUCUGUAGCUUUGGGGCCUGCUACUGGCACGGGCCUCUCACCAGCGAGUGGAGCAGAGGCCUUCUGAUGUGGACACUGCGGUUCCUCUCCCUGGUCCUGCUCUACAUGGGGGCAGCCGUGCCUCAGUUUGCCUACGCCAUCAUGGUCCUCCUCCUGUUCUCCCGGAACCUGCGCUAUCCACUGAGAGCGCUCAGCUAUCUGUGGUGGAGAAUGAGGCCAUGGUUCAUAAGAGAACCGCCGGUCGUGAAGUUUCUCACCGAGGACGAGUAUAGGGAGCAGGCUGAGGCUGAAACAGCCAGCGCCCUGGAGGAGCUGCGCCGCGCCUGCUGCCGGCCCGACUUCCCUUCCUGGCUGGCUGUCUCCAGGCUCCAGGCUCCUAAAAAGUUUGCAGACUUCAUUCUCGGAGCGAGCCACUUGUCCCCCGAGGAAGUCAUCACACACGAGAGGCAGUACGGCCUCGGGGGCGCCUUCUUGGAAGAGCAGCUCUUUAGCCUUCGCGCUGACAGUCAACCUGCAAGCUGACUUCAGUGUGGACGAGGGAUCGGGUGAAGGGCAAAGAUCCUUGUACAGUGGGCGGUGGGAAAAGCGUGCACCGCUGAAGAAAACAAGCCAUGCGAGUGAGGAAAAACACGCGUGCGGAGAACGCCUCCGGCAGCCCACUUACUGCGCCGUAGGUGGCAUAAGGACUCUAAGAAUCAUGGCCAUUUGCCCCAAAUGAAGACGACUUUCGUUAGAACAGCGGGACCUUUCCUUUAGGACCGUAAGCAAGGUCAGAUACCAUCCCAGCACCGGGCUCUAGCUCCUCUCUUGAUGCCGUGAAGCUGGCUCUAAAGGCUGCCUCGUUCUCUCUCCAUUUCUUGAUAGCAGUGUUUUCUAAGGUGCACUCUGCAUGGUACUGGUUAGGGCUGAUAACAGCUUCCCGCGCCAGCAUGGUGGACCCUGUCCCACCUAGCAGGUUCCUUCAUCUUCAGUGCAGCGAAGACGUCGUGGGUCUGAACCGCAGACAUCGUGCACCAGGGCCGCAGACUGACUGACCAGAAACCAUUUUCCAUGAGAUGAAUAAUUGUUAGAACAUGCUUGGAGGUUCGGGUUCGAGAGGUAUGUCCUCAGCAGCCUUGGCCGCGCGCCAACCCUGGUGCACCCUGAGACUCGGGUGGACGACCAUCUUCAGACGGAGGGUCGGGGCUGUGUCCUCAGCAGCCUUGGUCUCACUGUGUUGGUGCCUCCAUUUUUGUCUGUGUUGCUUUUUUUUAAAAAAAAGAAAAAUAAUGACCAAUUAGCUAUUUAAUAACUAACGGAAAAAAAAUUUCUUAGGAUUAUAUUUAAUGUUUUCACAAGAUUACAUAUGCAGACAGAUUAUCAUUACUUUUUGUACUUUUAUAUAUUAAAUGUGAAAGCAGGUAGCCAUGUGUGACAUUGAGAUUUAUUUUUUAUAUGUUUUAUAUGAAUGCUUUUAUAUGUUUGCGAUGGUUUCUCACAAAACAGAUUUUGAUACUCUUUUUUUUUUUAGAGAGAGAAAAUGUUUGUUUCUUGAUUCAUGAUAAACUCCAGCAUGCAAUGAGCCACUAACUGCUUCUACCCCAGAGAAAGGAGCAGAAACAGGUCUAAGGGUUGACAAUGGCAAGCAUUCUGUGAAGGAGCCGCUGGCCUGAUUCUCAGAGGAUCAAAUGCAGGCUCGUUUUAGUUGUCUGUGUUUUGUACUGCAAUGAUAAAAACAUGGGAAGCCGUCCUGUAUAAAGAAAGACGCGGUGAGGAGGACAUAAGACGUGGUCACUGUCAUUUCUUGAGAGCUGCGAACUUCAUGGAACUUUCUAGAUUGACUCUCAAAUGAUUUUUUUGAAGCAGUCGUCAGUGGUCCUGGAUCUGCUUUCUACAGGCACAUUUAACAUGAGGAGUCUUGUUCCUCUCCUUAGAAACGUUACUCAGGGCAGUCUGCGCCAUUACAGACUUUAAAAAGCCAAAGAAUGCGGUGUGGGAGAGGUGCUCAGUGGACUCCCUGCCUUGCAGAGGACCUGGGUUCCGUCUCCGUCACCCACAUGGCGCGACAGUUCCGGGUGAUCUGAUACCGUCUGACUCCGCAGGCAACGGGCAUGCAUGUGUCGCACAUACAUGCACGCAGGCAGAACAUUCAGGCAUAAAAUAAAGCUUUAUUUAUACAAAACUGUCAAAUGACGUGCCUCCGUUCAUCUUGGCACCUGACCGUCUUGCUGGUAUAGACAAGCGUUUACCUCGUUUUCCUUUUCUGGACCUUCACUUAUCGGUGCUAUACUGUAACGUGUCGGGCAUGUCAGUGUUCUGCAUGGCCGUGUUCACCCCUCACUGAGCGGUCUGUCUAAUAUCGACUGUGUUUGUGUGUGAUUGACACGGCGGCAUCCACUGCUGCGCCCGCCCACGCCGCCCUCCUGAGCCACGGGAGACCCCACUGUGAGGAAGCAGCUCCAAAGGAGGCGAGCCCCUGCAGCCACAGUAAACACAGUGGCAGUCUUUGGGGUGCUGUUUCCGCACUUAGUUUUGGAAGGAAUCAUGGAUCUGUCAGAUUGUUCUGUGAGAGGUCAAACAAUUAAAGCAUUUCUGGUAA
Alexandromys fortis (reed vole) is the source of this 3385-nucleotide messenger RNA. It is a transcript of the gene Nemp2, whose product is annotated as nuclear envelope integral membrane protein 2. The record is from RefSeq and is a predicted model, not a curated record. Lineage: Eukaryota; Metazoa; Chordata; Mammalia; Rodentia; Cricetidae. The coding region runs from base 73 to 1329 and encodes 418 amino acids. The transcript is spliced from 9 exons. Gene Ontology annotation, cellular component: nuclear envelope.